CGCUCAACCUUUCCUAUACUUUCAGCGAUUUUGCCUUUGAUUGCAAGCCAGGACUUGUGACGCCGAUUCACUUAUUACCAGCGAGCCACAUCCACACGAUGGCUAACGAUAAGUUCAAUUUGCAGCAUCUCCUGGACUACGGCCUAUCAUCAGAAGACAACGAGGAAGUGAUCAUCAUCUUCCAAUCUGCAUUCCAGUCGCUUUCUGAGGCAACAGCCGACGAACAAGCUCGGGACGUCGCCUCGCAAUUGCAAAAGCUCGUGUCCCCCGAGAAACCGAUAACCCAGUUCGGGAGCACCUGGGAAGCGUUUCUUAGCGUCGCAAGAAACAUUCCUUAUCGAGACCACGAGGGACAAGACUUUAUCAUAAAGGUCAUUCGCGUGCUAGUCGCUACACCGCCAUGGGGUGAUCUUCCUGGGCUGGCGCAGGUCAUGAGAACCAAUUGGUCAGCAGACCCAACGUUCGAGACUGUGGAAGGACAGGAACUAGGUGAUGAGUAUCCUUAUAGUGAGUGGCUGAACUUGAAUUCAUUCAAUGCCCGACUCUUUGGAGCAGGUCUGGUUGAAUGGGAGAGCUUCGUUAUCUGGCAGAUGAGGCAAGCUCUUGAGGAGGACCUGAGCCCUAAUGCGGCCACUGAUCUGAGGCUUUCCGUCGCCAGCGAAUGGGCGAUCCACGCUGGGCCAGCCCUCCUCCGGAAGUGCCUAGUGGAAAGACGAGAUGUCACUGAAGGUGACAAGAGGUCGCGUGGACCUGGUCCCUUGUAUACUGGACAUGGGGCGUUGAAUCUCGAACGUUGGGGAUUUUGGAAACGGAGGUUUGAGGAACUUCGGCUUGUGGUCACUGGGGAGGAAGCAGUUGCAAGUGUUGACCAAGCAAUACAAUGCAUGGCAGCAGCGGCGACAGCGCUCGCACAGGCAGACCUCAAAUGAAACGUCUCUACCUCUAAGGUAGUUGUACGUUGCCUUCAGCAAUCGCUAGUAUCGAGUCAUUCUUGCAUUAGACAGUUAUACCACCGCUUUUCAUAGACCUCAUGCCGCUUUUGACGGAGCGCACGUAACCGCUUAACCGCCACCACCUUUACGGCCCGUCUGCUCCCUCUCGUGCGCCCGCGGCUGCCGCUUCCAAAAUCUCCUCCUUCGUGACCCCAAGCGCUCCGGUUCCGCUCAGGGCUGCCGCUGUGGGGGUUGGUGUGUCUGUAU
Messenger RNA from Ilyonectria robusta, 1199 nucleotides. RefSeq lists its product as uncharacterized. The record is from RefSeq and is a predicted model, not a curated record. Bases 99 to 929 code for a protein of 276 amino acids. NCBI's taxonomy places the organism in Eukaryota, Fungi, Ascomycota, Sordariomycetes, Hypocreales, Nectriaceae. The transcript is spliced from 2 exons.